CAGAUAAUGGAGGCACCAAAUGCCCAGGAUGUUUUGCUGGUUAAUUCCGUGUACGCCAUUCCCACUGAGAGUGAAGAGAUCGUGCCUGGUAAUGCUGCCGUGUCUGCCUCAUCCAUCAUGGGAGUCAAUUUGAAUGGUGCCUGUGUGAACAGUGCUGACAAAGUGCAAGCAGUGGAGCGGCUGUGGAUGCCAGCAGCGUCUCAGGCAACGUGAGGGCAAGAUGCAGCAGCAGUGUGCUUCCAGUGUGACAGGUGCUGGUGGAAAGGGAGACAGUUAUCAGAAUGGAUCCAAGUCCGUUUGCAGGAAAACUGGGCCUUCUGGCAUUCCCCAGGCUGUCUCGAACUCACCAGAAACUCUGUGGCCCAAGUGCAGAUCAGAUGAGAGCAAAGAGCCUUCCCCAGGUGUGGGUUUCCAUGGCAACUUAAGGAAGUCUCAGGGAGCUAAACCUCAAAAAAGUGAAGCUUUGCAGUCGCUCAUUCUAAGUCUUCCUAUGCAAGAAACCGAUUUGCGUACUGUGGAUCCAUCCUUGAAAGAGCAGAAUGAAGAACAGAUACGGUCAAAGGCUCAGCGGCAUCUUGAAGACCAGCUCAAACAGUACCGAGUGCAAAGGCACCAGCAAAGAUCUAAAAAACCGACAUCAAGAAAUCAACUCUCCAGUACUUUGGACCCCGAGGUGAUGUUCCAUCCAGAUGCCCUUCCACGUGCCAGCACCCUGGCUUUGACCAAGGAGUACACUUUCCUGAGGACCAGCGUUCCCCGAGGACCCAAAGUUGGCAGUCUUGGAAUUCCCAACAUUUCCAAAGAUGAAAAGACUUCAAAGAGUUCCAGAUCCAGCAAAAUAAGGUCCCUUGCAGAUUAUAAAACUCAGAGUUCAGACACUGAAAGUGGUAUUGGAAGAUCUUCCAGCGCUGAAACAUUGGGAUCCCUGAAAGUAAAUAGGACUGGUUCCUCUACAUCUGUCAUAUCUGAAUUCGGCUUUGCAUCAGAAAGUGACAGAUUAGAGAUUUCAUUGCACACAGAAGACAGCAGCUCUGAGGUGGAUGGCUUUGAGCUUGGAUCAAGGCUAGAUGAGAAUGAGAGUGAUAGCUCUUCCUACAGCAGUGUUUCCACUGUGGCCCUCUACGGGACCGUGCCCUCGCUGCACGCACGGCAGAAAACCACCUACACAGUAGAUGGACAAGAGAUUUCAUCGGAGGACCUGGGGCACUUCCCUUCCAUCCGGGAGGUGCUGGCGGCAGCAGCAGCUGCAACAGCAGAGCAUCGCAGUGAGAUGCAGCAAGUGAAUGGAGCAGUGCGCAGCCGAAGAGACAGCCUGUCCAGCAGUGUUUCCGUGGGAAGCUCCGUGAUCGAAUCACACGAGGACCUGAUGCAGAUUCUUAAAGAAAAAAUGCGGCUCGAGGGUCAACUGGAAGCUCUCUCCUCUGAAGCUAAUGAGGGUUUAAAGGAGAAGACGGAGCUUCAGGCCAAGUUAGCAGCUUUAAACGCCCAGCUGCAGGCACAGGAUGAGCAGAGGGUGCUCAGUGAUCAGAGGCAAAGCACGUUGACCUCUGAAGUGAGCACCUUGCGCCAGACGUCCUCCAGUCUAGAGCAGGCCAUGUCUGAGCUUCAGACCAACCUGGAGGUCAAGAAUGCCAGUCUAGCUGGUCUGAACACCGACCUGCAGGUGGCUGAGGUGCAGUACCAGAGACUGCUGGCGAAGGUUGAAGAAAUGCAGCAGGCAAUUCUGAGCAGAGAUAACUCCGUUCAGGCUGUGCGGCAACAAAUGGCCGUUCUACAGAACCAGUUGCUGCAGGCACAGCUGGAGCGUUCCACAUUGAGCAGCCAGCUCAAGGCUUCCCGCUCUGAGAUAACCUCCCUACAGCAGGUCAGGCAGUGGUACCAGCAGCAACUUACUGUGGCACAGGAGGCAAGGGUCCGCUUACAGAGUGACAUGGCCAAUGUGCAGGCUGGUCACAUGACUCAUGCCGCAGUGCUGGAACACCUGAAGAUUGAGAACGUGUCUUUGUCUCAGCAACUCUCGGAGACCCAGCAGAGAUCCAUCAAGGAAAAGGAGCGCAUCGCAAUCCACCUGCAAAAUAUUGAGGUUGACAUGUUGGACCAAGAGAAGGCUUUUCAUCAGAUCCAAGAGGCAAAAGCAAUGGUGGAAGAUGAUCUGUCAAGGAAACUUGAAGAGUUUGAGGAUGAGCGCGAGCAUCUUCAAAAAAUGGCCAAUUCUGCCUCUGCGUUGGAACGAGAGCUCGAGGAGGUUAAGUUGACUUUGCAUCAACGAGAGCUCCAACUAGAAAGCCUGCAACAGGAGCAAAUGGAUCUUCUGAGACAGCUUACUGACACCCAAGAGGCCUUUCACGUCAAGGACCAAUCCUUGAACGGGUUGCAGGCGCGUUACGACGAGCUGGAGACCUGCCUAGCGGAGAUUCAGACAGAAACAAAUGCCAAAGAUGAUGCCAUCCAGUUCUUGCAAAAUGAGAAAAUUGUCCUGGAAGCGGCCUUGCAAACCGGGAAGAUGGAUCAAGGAGCUCUGGAGGAAGGAGCCAAAAGGCUUGAGGAGGGAACGGAGAUGGUGUCUGAAAUACUCGAGCAACUGCGUCAAGAAAUUGCCAUCAAGACUGGGCAGGUGGAAAAUAUGCAACAAGAGAACGCCAGCUUUAAGAAACAGACGCAGAAACUGAAGGAACAGCUUGUCCAACAGAAGGUAAUGGUGGAGGCGUAUCGGCGUGAUGCAAAUUCGAAGGACCAGCUAAUCAACGAGUUGAAAUCGGUGAAGAAGAAGCUGGAGGUGGCGGUGAAGGAGCUGAAACAAGAAGUCGUCGCGCUGCAGACGGACAAAAGAUCCGCACUGAACGAACAUGUGCGAUUGCAAAAGGAGAUCUCCCGUGUCCACCAACAAAUGACUGACCUGGAGAGCCAGCUUCAGUCGGCUCAGGAAGAACGUGACGAGCUCAACACUGAGCUACAGGCCUUGCAGUUUGACAGGAACCAGCUGGUGUCAUUCUCUCAAGAGAAUGAAGUGCUCCAGAAACAAGUGGAGCAGAUGCAGGAAGAAACUAAAAAAGGCAUCUCUGAGCAGAAGACCCGAAUGAAGAAGCUGGGCACUGAUCUCACCACUGCACAGAAGGAAAUGAAAGCCAAGCAUAAAGCUUAUGAAAAUGCCGUGGGCAUCCUGAGCCGCCGCCUACAGGAAGCCCUGGCUGCGAAGGAGACUGCCGAGGCCGAGCUCAGCAAGCUGAAAGAUCAGGUGGUAGAGGAUGGAGGCAAUCACUUCCUGCAAGAGCAGAUUCAGGCUUUGCUGCAGGAGCUGCAGGCGGUGAACCACAGCAAGAGCAUCCUUGAGAAGGAGCUGCAAGAGGUCAUCUCCGUCACCACUCAGGAGCUGGAGGAUUACCGAGAGAAGGUGCUGGAGCUAGAGGACGAGCUUCAAGAGUCGAGAGGUUUCAGGAAAAGGGUAAGACGGCUGGAAGAAGCCAAUAAGAAAUUGACCCUGGACUUGGAACACGAGCGAGGGAAGCUGGUCGGCCUGAACCAGUCCCACUCUGCCCUGAAGGAACACACCAACAUCUUGGAGACUGCCCUGUCCAAGAGAGAAGCAGAUCUAGUGCAGCUUAACCUUCAGGUACAAGCAGUUCUUAAGCGAAAGGAGGAGGAGGACCUGCAGAUGAAGCAGCUUGUACAAGCUCUGCAGAUCGCUCUGGAAAAGGAGAAAGAAAAAGUAAAUGAACUAAAACAACAGGUGUCUGCAAGCAAGGCUGAGGCUGGGCAUAAUCGGCGCCACUAUAGAGCAGCUGCCCUUGAGCUCAAUGAGGUGAAGAGGGAGCUGCAAGCUAAGGAACGGCAGGUAGAAGCACUGCAGGCAGAAGCUGACAAACUCCAAGUCCAGGAUAAGGAACAUUCUCAGGAGGUAGCACGUUUCCAGGAGGAAUUGGCUGCAGCUCAUUCUCAGCUGAAAAUACUGCAGCGUCAGCUGGAUGAGCAGCUCGACAAACCCGUCACUAUAAACCAGGAGGUGGAGGACUUGAAAUGGGAAGUUGAACAGAAGGAACGUGACUUCCGAGCCUUAAAGCAGCAGCUAUCAAUGACCGAGCAGCGGAGUCAGAAAGAGUUGGAAGGCCUCCAGGAAGCUUUGCAGGGCAUUAAAACGAAUUUGGAGGAUCUGCAGGAGGAACUUGCCACAACUCGCAAGGACAAGUUCAUGCUCCAAACCAAGGUGACGGAACUAAGAAACAGCAUGAAGACAUUACUGCAGCAAAACCAGCAGCUAAAGGUGGACCUCAAGCAGAGAAAAACACGCAAGCGAAUAGAGCUGAAAGGAGAUGCUGUUUCAUCAAAUCCGGUAACGCCGGUAAAGAUCCCCGAUUGUCCAGUGCCGGCCUCCAUCCUUGAGGAAUUACUCAAGCCACCGACUGCUGUGAGCAAAGAACCUCUCAACAACCUACACAGCUGUUUAAAGCAGCUCAGGCAAGAGAUGGACUGUUUGCAGCGGCAGAUGGAGGAGCACACGGUAACCGUGCACCAGUCUAUGUCAUCAUGGACGCAGAUCGAGGGGCAGUUGAUGGAACUUGCUGUGGAUGGCCCCAUUGCAGCAGCAGAGCAGUGCAGUAACAGUACAGAGGUCAACCUUGACAAUAGUGCAAAUACUCAGCACCUGAACGGGAAAGCCCAAUAGAGAACGGCCGCUGUACUGUAGCAGACAUCAACACCCUCCGCAAUGCCGAUGAGUAUGAAUGUUUUCCGAACCUCCUCGUGAUCCAUUUACAAUCUGAUUUUCUUGCCACCCAAGAGAAAAGUAGUUAAGGUGACCCCUUCACACCAUCCUUUUACAAGUUGAAGUGCCACCUGUAACUUAAAUGCACGCCAUGUGCAGUUUUAAUUUGACUGCAGGGGCCUUUACGAAGGGAUGGGGAGAGCAAGCGAUGUGGAGGAUUAGCUUUAUGGAGGCAUGUCCAUUGGCCGUGAAAUGGUACAGACUAAGAUGGGAGCAAUUCCUCACUGAAGCAUCCCAAUCCUUGCUUCAGGAUGUGGGUAAUGAGCUUGAGGUGAGUAGUCUGCCUUCAAGAAGGGUUUAAAAGGUUUAAAAAUUAUUGAUUCUAAUUUAUUACAAUUACCUUCACUGUAGCUGGUUGUAACUUUUGUUGGAGUUCUGAAAGUUGUCAAUUUAAUUUGGAAGUUGGUGGUGUAUUUAAGUUUAAGACUUGGGCAGCAUUAUAUCGGUACUGAAUAAGUCAAAGUGUAACCAAGGAUAUAAAUGAAGUUUGUACACUUUUGUCUGAAUGUUACUGAAUCUUUUAUUUCCCCCUUGAAGAAAGUAGAGUU
This is a messenger RNA of Amblyraja radiata (thorny skate), 5307 nucleotides long. RefSeq names its product golgin A3 (gene golga3). Lineage: Eukaryota; Metazoa; Chordata; Chondrichthyes; Rajiformes; Rajidae. The record is from RefSeq and is a predicted model, not a curated record.